AUGCCGCCCGUAGGGCACGUUUGGCGGGUUCUUGUUCUCGUCCGUGAGCGCGUGCACGUAAACGUCGAUGUGCUUGCCUGGCCGCUUGGGUGUCCCUCGGCCGCUGGAGACGAGCGGGAGGAGGGCCUUGUAGAACCGCUCGGCGUUGGCUGCGCUGGCGUUCGGGUACCCGUCAGUGGGCCACCCGAUCUGGGUGACGACGACCUCCACGUCGUGGGCCCCGACCUUCUCGAGGGCCCACAUGAAGGAGUCGUACAUGAACUCGAACGCGUUGGUGUACACUGCGCCCCCGACGUCGGUCACGACGUGGGUUGA
Messenger RNA from Striga asiatica, 315 nucleotides. NCBI's taxonomy places the organism in Eukaryota, Viridiplantae, Streptophyta, Magnoliopsida, Lamiales, Orobanchaceae. The record is from the annotation of a GenBank genome assembly.